This is a messenger RNA of Salvelinus fontinalis (brook trout), 3662 nucleotides long. Its product is annotated as dual specificity protein phosphatase 26-like. The record is from RefSeq and is a predicted model, not a curated record. Gene Ontology annotation, molecular function: protein tyrosine/serine/threonine phosphatase activity; MAP kinase phosphatase activity. Gene Ontology annotation, biological process: protein dephosphorylation; negative regulation of MAPK cascade. Gene Ontology annotation, cellular component: cytoplasm. Lineage: Eukaryota; Metazoa; Chordata; Actinopteri; Salmoniformes; Salmonidae. The transcript has 4 exons. Bases 148 to 759 code for a protein of 203 amino acids.
UUUUACAUCCUACUGUUGCUGUAUCAUGUUCAAUAGGCGAGGAACAUGGCGGAUAGUAUGGGCGCCCUGUAGUCGCGUGAGGAGAGGAGGGGUGACGCUCGAGAGAUAGAAAGUGAAACGAGAAGGAAGGAGAAGCACACGCUCCAGAUGGCGUUCAUGUCCCGGUUCUCCCGGUCCCGGAGCAGCUCGAGAUCUCCCAACAGGAAAGAUUCGGAGCGCGGGUCCCCGGUGCUAACAGUGUCUGAGCUGGAACGGCUCCUCUACACUGGGAAAACAGCGUGUAACCAUGCCGACGAAGUCUGGCCCAGGCUCUACAUUGGAGACCAAGAAAUUGCAUCAGACCGGCGUGAGCUGGCACGACUUGGCAUCACCCACAUCCUGAACUGUGCCCAGAGUAAGUGGCGCGGCGGAGCAGAGUACUACGCUGGCAUGGACAUCACCUACCAGGGCAUCGAGGCCCACGACACGCCCUCCUUCGACAUGAGUGUCAACUUCUACCCCGCUGCAGAGUUCAUACACAGAGCCCUCGGCAGCGGUGGUAAGGUGCUGGUGCACUGUGCGGUGGGUGUGAGUCGUUCAGCCACGCUGGUCCUGGCCUACCUGAUGAUCCGUCAGAACCUGACCCUGGUGGAGGCCAUCAAGGCAGUGAAGAACCACCGUGGCGUAAUCCCCAACCGGGGCUUCCUACGCCAGCUCAACGGCCUGGACGGCAUCCUCCGGGACAGCCGCAAGGCUCUACACUCUCCAACCUCUCUUUAGAGCUAACAGGCUAACAACGCUAAAGGCACUACUUUAGAGUUGUAACAAUGCUAACCGUUCUACCGUUCUGGUUAACCAGGAUAAACAAUUUUGUUAACCAGAAAAAUACAUCAGCAACGGGUGUGUCAUUGUCUUGCCCAUGUCUUGAUCUCGUCAUGAAAAAGGCGUCUUUACCUGGUUGAAACAGAAACCAAUUGGUCGGAAUCUGGUUUUAUGACAUCUUCACAACCAGAAAAAAAGUUUACAACCAGAAAUGGAUGUAUUUCAAACGUCAUGCGGAAUUUUCUUCCUGCUGUGUGGUAGUGUGACAAUAGUUGUCUGUUUCCCUUUUUAUCUUUGGAUAAAAGCGCCUGCAAAAAAAAAUCUAAAUUACAGUUAGUUUCUAAUCCUGGGUCUUGACUAACAGUCCCAGGUAUUGUGGUCAAUUAUACAGUACUAACUAUAUGGUAGAAUUAAGUAUCAAUGGGAUAUAAAUCAUGCCUUAUAUAGAAGUAACUUCAGCCUAUACAGUGCAGUAGCGACAUUUUGAUGACAUGUACAAUCAUAUCAUUCCCAAAUGGCCAUUCCAAGACAUUUAAAUGUUUUCCCUUAAACCACUCGAGUGUUGCUUUAGCAGUACGCUUAGGAUCAUUGUCCUGCUGGAAGGUGAAACUUCCAUCACAGUCUCCAAUCUCUGGAAGACUGAAACAGGUUUCCCUCAAGAAUUUGCCUGUUUUUAGCCCCAUCCAUCAUUCCUUCAAUUCUGACCAUUUUCCCAGUCCCUGUCGAUAAAUGUUUUUAAAAAAAACAUCCCCACAGCAUGAUGAUGCUGCCACCACCAUGGUGGCAUCAUGCUGGGGAUGGUGUUCUCGUGAGUGCAUUACGCACUCAAGCCAUCAUCAGUACGCACACUUGCCUUCCCCCCGUCACGCGCAUCAGCGAUCAUUGGACUCACGUGUACUCAAUUACUUGUGUCAUUACCUUCCCUAUAUCUGUCUGUUCCCAAGCUCUGUUCCCUGCUUCGGGAUUAAUUGUCUCAUGUCCGUUUUACCCGUGUUCUGAUGCUGUUCCUGUCUUGUUUCCUUGUCUGUUUCCGAAUAAAUGUCUGACUUCCCGUACCUGCUUCUCCUGUCCGGCGUCGGUCUUUACAGAAUCCUGAAGCCAUCACACGAAGCAUCAGGGAUUACUGGCGUUCCGGUUGGUGGUGACGUCGGUCCUAGGUAGCCGCUGAUGGAACCGGGGGUGCCUAGCCAGCUCGUCAGGCUUUCACACCCUAGCUGGUGUAACGGAUGUGAAAUGGCUAGCUAGUUAGCGGGUACGCGCUAAUAGCGUUUCAAUCAGUUACGUCACUUGCUCUGAAACCUAGAAGUAGUGUUUCCCCUUGCUCUGCAAGGGCCGCGGCUUUUGUGGAGCGAUGGGUAACGACGCUUCGUGGGUGACUGUUGUUGAUGUGUGCAGAGGGUCCCUGGUUCGCGUCGGGGCGAGGGGACGUACUAAAGUUAUACUGUUACACUGGCUCGAGAGGUUUCCUUGCCCCGGUUGGCUCGGAAGCUGCCCCUCAGCCGGAUCUUCAGGUCUUAUUCGCCCAGCCAGCUCGUCAGACUGUUAUGUCUCCGCCGGAUCAUCAGGCUUCCACGCUGCAGCGGGAUCGACAGGCGUUCAUGCCUCCGCCGGAUCGUCAGGCUCCUUUGCCUCACCCGGCUCGCCAGGCUCCCACGCCCCUGCCGGUUCGUGGGGAGUUUACCCCCAGCCGGCUUGCCCAGCGCUCAUGUCUCGGCCGGCUCGCCUAGGUGGGACGCCGGGUGGCGCCCCUAGGGGGGGGGAGCUGUCACGCCUGCUCCCGCUCUUCCUCCCCCUGGCGCUCAAGGGUGCCAGGAUCCCCAGCAUUACGCACUCAAGCCACCAUCAGUACGCACACCUGCCUUGUCAUGCGCAUCAGCGAUCAUUGGACUCACGUGGACUCAAUUACUUCUGUCAUUAUCUUCCCUAUAUCUGUCUGUUCCCAAGCUUUGUUCCCUGCUUCGGGAUUAAUUGUCUCCUGUCCGUUUUACCCAUGUUCUGAUGCUGUUCCUGUCUUGUUUCCUUGUCUGUUCCCGAAUAAAUGUCUGACUCCUUGUACCUGCUUCUCCUGUCCGGCGUCGGUCUUUACAGACAUAGCGUUUUCCUUGAUGGACAAAAAGCUAAAUUUUAGUCUCAUCUGACCAGAGUACCUUCUUCCAUAUUUUUGGGGAGUCUCCCACAUCCCACAUGCCUUUAACGUGUUCGCUUAUUUUUUUCUUUAAGCAAUGGCUUUUUUCUGGCCACUCUUACGUAAAGCGCAGCUCUGUGGCGUGUACGGCUUAAUGUGGUCCUGUGGACAGAUACUCCAAUCUCCGCUGUGGAGCUUUGCAGCUCCUUCAGGGUUAUCUUUGGUCUCUUUGUUGCAUCUCUGAUUAAUGCCCUCCUUGCUUUGUCCGUGAGUUUUGGUGGACGGCCCUCUCUUGGCAGGUUUGUUGUGGUGCCAUAUUCAUUCCAUUUUUUAGUAAUGGAUUUAAUGAUGCUCCUUGGGAUGUUCAAAGUUUCAGAUAUUUUUUUAUAACCCAACCCUGAUCUGUACUUCUCCACAACUUUGUCCCUGACCUGUUUGGAGAGCUCCUUGGUCUUCAUGGUGCUGCUUGCUUGGUGGUGCCCCUUGUUUAGUGGUGUUGCAGACUCUGGGGCCUUUCAGAACAGGUGUAUAUAUACUGAGAUCAUGUGACAGAUCAUGUGACACUUAGAUUGCACACAAGUGGACUUUAUUUAACUAAUUAUGUGACUUCUGAAGGUAAUUGGUUACACCAGAUCUUAUUUUGGGGCGUCAUAGCAAAAGGGUUGAAUACAUAUGCACGCCCUGAUUAUUUUGCUGUGACAAUACAAGUCAAAUUAAAAUCCUACAUCUGUAGCUA